Molecule: messenger RNA, 1551 nt
Organism: Hyaloperonospora brassicae
Lineage: Eukaryota; Oomycota; Peronosporomycetes; Peronosporales; Peronosporaceae
Source: the annotation of a GenBank genome assembly
AUGCCUGGAACUCGGACCCAGCCAAUGUCUCAGGAAGAAUUGGUGGACACUGAGAAGGGACCAAGUGGACUGCAGCUUCUGUCGCCAUCGCUGCAGCAGUCGAUUCAACGUCCGACAAGAAGAACUGCGUCGUCCGACUCGGUGGCGGAUUUCGGGUGGAGCUCGACACCCACUGCGAGCCACGACGCACGUUUGGACUGCUGCGAGGCCUUUGACGUGGACACUUUUCUGCGCGACUGCAUUGACGUGCACGCCACGUGUCCGAACGGUACUUCCGACGCAGCACGUGGCUUUGACUUUAGCAGCUUCACGACCGCCUCUGUGCGACGGCAAAUGGAAAACAGCGAGCGCCGAGACGAGGCUGUGCAGACGCCAUCGAGUGGCUGGGGCUCUCGUGGGUCGCGAUACAGCACUGUCGAUCAUAUUGACCCGUUCACUACUGCUACUACUACUACUACUACUACUACUACUGCAAGUACUGCAACUGCUACUGCUGCUAUGAAGAAAAACAAUCGCCACGUUGACUACAGUCUGUCGUAUUACAACGACGACAGGGCAAAGCUCAAUCCCCUGAGCUGCAGCAUGGGCAGUGCACGGACAAUUAGCGCGAGCAAAGAGUUCGACCGCCAGCGACCCCACUCGUUCGACAAGAAAGCGCUGCGACGGACAAGUGUCGCUGCGCGUCCGCCACCUUUGGACUGUGUGUAUCGCGGCACUUUUCACCUGAGCUCUACGGCGGCCUCGUCGGGGUUCCCACUGGCAAAGAAGAAGGAGGUGACUGCUGUGGUUCAGUGUGGCUGGCUCGAGAAGCGCAAAGGACUGGUGCUCAAGCGGUGGAAACCGUUCUACUGUCUCUUCAAGAGCGACGACAGCUUGUGCCUUUAUGCGAGCGAAGACACAGUGAACGGUCGACUCGAGCAGCGGUACCAGGUCCUGCGCGUGACGCUCACGGACAAGAACGACUCGUUCCACAUCAUCGGCGUCGACUCGGAAGGUGCGCCCCGACGCGAGGAACUUCGAGCUCUCGUGCCUCGGGAAUGGGCGCGUUGGUUCCAAGUGCUGUGCAAGUUCCUCGACAGUUCGUCGAUGGAGCACUCGGUGGCGUGCAAACCUGAGCUCACGGUCACGAGGACGUUCGACGAGACGGAAGAGGGGGACUGGAGCGGCGGCAGUGAGAGCAACAGCAGUGGCUACAGGCCAACGCAACGACACGCGCAGGCUAAUGCCUACCGCGGCCCUUGCAGCCAGAGGAAGCAGCCUGCUGCGGCGGUCUACGAGUCGUUUGACGGACACGGAGACGACAAGAUGUCAAUGUACUCGUCAGUCUCUGGAUCGUCGUCAACGCCGAGCAUGAGCGCCAGCAGUCGAGUGAGUCAGGACACAGCUUUGUCCUCACAGGCCAAGUCGAGCUGCGUAAAGAUGUUUGACUGCCCCAUGAUUGAGCUCCGAGGUCAGGGCGUUGUGCCGAUGCUGGGAAGCAGUCGCGCGUCCGAUUCAAAGCGCACAGGCGCACGACCGACCGCCUCGCCAGACUUCUCCAGGACGAGAUAG